UUCUAAUCGGUGCUUCUUCUCUUACGGGUGUGACAGCCGCCGAGAAGCGUGCCUCUGUGAUAGUUAUUUGACGCUAGCGAGGAGCUUGUAGAAAAUCUUGCCCGAGACUGGUCUUUUAGUGAAUUUGAAAGGCAGGGUCGGAGCGAGAGGCAACCACGCUGCGCCGAAAACGAAGCAGCGGCUGUGUUUCGUUCCUUUGAAGCUGGAAUUACGCUUGUCAGUCUCUCUUUUCUGGAUAAACUGGUUGUCGUAGAGAUAUCUUAUCGUUUGGCAGAUAAGAAAAUCAAAUUUCUUAGUUCUUUUUUCGGUAGAGGAAUCGUUUGACACAGAUCCGAGGGUUGGCAGUUCAUCUUUAAAGACACUUUCGACAGCCUUCCUGUUACCAAAAUAUUUUUGGCCUCAUUUUUUUCUGAAGUGUUUUUGCUUAUGUAUUUUAAUUCCACAGUACCUAGAACAUUUUACCUCUGAUAAUAGUUGAUUCCAAUAAGUCUGACUAAGCUCCUCGUCCUCUGACAGAUUUCGGCAGUUUCUUUAACUCUAAAUUGUGGAACUAACUUUGACCUCGAAUACCCAAAUUACCCAAAGACCCCAAAUACCCCGGAGACUCUUGUUGUGACAGCAGACAGCCAGUCAGUCAUGGCCAGAGCAGCAGACAGCCUAAGGACCGCGACCCUGAUAACUGUCAUCCUUCAGCAAGGCAUUUUAUCGGCAGUCAUGCUGGGGUCGGCUGGUUAUGUGACGCACCUGGAUGUCCCUCUGAAUGCCAUCCGCUACACCAACCAGACUCUCACCUGUAAUUAUGACCUGGGCUCCGAUGCACUCUACACCAUCAAGUGGUAUUUCAACGAUGAGGAGUUCUUCAGGUACACACCCAGUGAAGAUCCCAUGAUUGCAGCUUUCGACAACUCAAAUAUCCAAGUCAUUAUGGAGGAGUCGGAGGAGAACAAGGUGGUUCUCCGUGAAGUGGACCUGACUGCAUCCGGCCAGUACAAGUGUGAGGUUGGCAGGGACUGGCCCGAAUUCACGUAUGAUGACAAGACAGCCAAUAUGACAGUUGUUGUGAUACCCAAUGAGCGACCCAGGAUCGAAGGGGUUGUAGACGGUCACUUUCGUGUAGAUGACCUUGUUAAUCUGAAUUGCACAGCUGCUCCUUCCAUGCCAGCUGCUGCUAUGAAAUGGAUUAUCAAUGAUGUUGAUGCUCCUAAAGAAUACCUGCGAGAGUAUAGUCACGUGAAGACUGCAGAUGGACUCUACAUUUCUACCUUGGGACUUCAUUUUAAACUUGCCAAAGAACACUUCAAGCAAGGAGAACUGAAACUGAAGUGCACAGCCACCAUUGAGGCACUCUACCACAAGGUAGAAGAACAUAGCCAGGUCAACCCAACUGGCACUGUUGUCAGGGAACUACCACCAGAAGGAAGUCUUGUUACUGCUAAUGGCCCUCCUAGCUCAGGCUCAGAGACGAUGUGCAGUGCACUGCUGGAGCGACUGGCAGCUCUUCAUGUUGUCCUCCUCUUGUCAGUGCAUCUCCUGCGGUAGAUCCCAAGUGCCAUCCAUCCUCGGCCCUUCCACUGGAUUCAGAUUUGGAAAGGACACUGAUGGUGAUGAGUGAUAUUUUACAACUUUUAAGUUCAAGUGAAAAGCUUCAGUUUUACUACUUUUGAAUAACUAAUGGAACAGCUAUCUAUUAUGAAUUUAUUAACAUUUUCUGUUAAUUUAGAUGUGUGUGUGUGUGUGUGUGUGUGUGUGUGUGCGCGCAUGCGUGCAUGCAUGUGUGUGUGCAUGUGUGUGUGCAUACAUGUAAUAUAAGUAUAUGUAUAUGUAUAUUAAUUUAUGUGUGUCUGUAUGUAUAUGUAUAUAUAUAUACAUAUAUACACAUGCACAUACAUACAUAUAUAUACAUAUAAAUAUAUAUACACAGACAUAUA
This is a messenger RNA of Penaeus indicus, 1928 nucleotides long. RefSeq lists its product as uncharacterized. The transcript is spliced from 9 exons. Bases 637 to 1539 code for a protein of 300 amino acids. The record is from RefSeq and is a predicted model, not a curated record. Lineage: Eukaryota; Metazoa; Arthropoda; Malacostraca; Decapoda; Penaeidae.